GUAGUGCAAUUUAGCCGAGGUGUCCUCACUCGUCUGUACAAUAAAGUUAUUGGGUGUUGCAUUGUUGAGAACUACUUUAUCUUAUUCGCGCACGAUAAUGAUUGCAUAUAUGCGUCUGGCUGGCUUUUACAACGCAACAAUAAAUUAAUAUAAGUGACGUAGGUUUCUUUUGUCGCGGCGUCCCUACAAAUAAACAAAUUAUCAAGAGGAAUCUCAUUGAGGUCAAAAUUAAUGAACUUUGGUUUACAAAAUAUGGAGAGAAAUAUUUUAAGUGAUAAGAACGGUCUAAAUUGUUGAAAUAAGACAAUCACCCUUGUUAGAACUGAAUAGAGAGCAAUUCACAAAGGACGAAUAAGAAAAUGAAGCAAUUUUGGAAAAUAUUACUGGUCAUUAUUAGUUUGCUGCUCACUGAAAGCAGUCAAGAGACGUUCGCAAAGGAAAAUUCCAAGAACGCACUGGAUAAAAAUUCAGACGAUUGCGGGCCAAGCGGUUUCCGAUGCUUGGGGAAUAUGAUUUAUGGGCCGUGCAACGAGAAAAGUCAAAAGCGGGUGCAGUUUUGCCGAAAAGGAACAAUUUGCGAGGACAGUGGCACUGAUAUUUGCAUUCAAAAACCACCCACUUGCACCACAGAAGGGGCAUUUUAUUUACCAGGGUAUUGCAACCGGUAUUAUCUGUGCGUUCGAACGGGUUCCAAUUUGAAGCAACACAUUGGCGCCUGCGAGCCAGGUUUCGAAUUCAGUCUUUCAACUGGAAAUUGCACCCUGCCCCUUGAAGCCGACUGCUCUGUGAAAAAAGUGGUCAGCGUUAAUCUGAAAAAAAUUCCCCUCAGGCGCGUUGACGAGCAAGGCGGAUACAAAAUUUUCGUCUGCCCGAGUGCUGGAUUAUUCGCUGACCCUACUAGCUGCAGGCACUACUACAUGUGUGUACGAAAUUGGUUCCCAAUCUUGGGAGGUUAUCUGCAAAGCACAAGAAUGAUUUGCCCCCCAAUUCUGCCUCACUUCAAUAAGGAGAAGCGUCUGUGCUGGUUUUAUGAUGACAAUUGCGGAGACGAAGAAUAAAAUUAUUUUAUUAUCUUGAAGCGAUUGUAAAUUCUACAAAAAGCUUUAAA
This is a messenger RNA of Neocloeon triangulifer, 1108 nucleotides long. RefSeq lists its product as uncharacterized. Gene Ontology annotation, molecular function: chitin binding. Gene Ontology annotation, cellular component: extracellular region. The record is from RefSeq and is a predicted model, not a curated record. Lineage: Eukaryota; Metazoa; Arthropoda; Insecta; Ephemeroptera; Baetidae. The transcript has 4 exons. Bases 360 to 1058 code for a protein of 232 amino acids.